Leucoraja erinaceus (little skate) is the source of this 4738-nucleotide messenger RNA. Its product is annotated as patched domain-containing protein 3-like. The transcript has 6 exons. Lineage: Eukaryota; Metazoa; Chordata; Chondrichthyes; Rajiformes; Rajidae. The record is from RefSeq and is a predicted model, not a curated record. Gene Ontology annotation, cellular component: membrane. The coding region runs from base 227 to 2878 and encodes 883 amino acids.
AGCUGGUGCCUCUUGAGAAGGAAAGAUCUUUUUGCCUCGCAACAUAAACAAUUUAAUAUAAAUUACUCUUGUCAUAUCUUGGAUGUAUAUGUAUCCUAUCAGAUGCUGUCUGACUUGCUGUUUGUUUCCAACAUUUUGUGUGAGCAUCGGGUCACAAGAUUGAUUUCUGAAAAUUGAGUAUGGCAAUCUGAAAGUCUUUGGAUCAAAGCUUCAAUUCUGACCUGUGAUGGCUCAAUGUCGAACAGACUGUAUUGAGAAACCUCUUUGUACAGCAUUUAGGAAACUAGGAUUUUGUGUUGGGCAAAACCCCUGGUGGUUCUUGCUUGUCCCUUUGUUUGUUUCUGGGGGAUUAGGAGCAGGAUUUUGUUUCUUCUUUCAAAAUGAAAGCAAUAACAUAGAAGAUCAGUUUACUCCCAUUAACGGACCAGCAAAAUCUGAGAGAGAGUUCAUUAAAGAACAUUUUCCAACCAAUGAUUCUCAAUCCUUUUCUAAACAAAGACUUUACACAGAAGGGACAUUUGCUUCAUUUAUUGCCAUUUCAAAAGAUGGUAAUAUUCUUACAAAAGCAGCAUUUGAAGAGAUUUUAUCACUUGACAGAAAAGUCAACGAUUUUCAAUUUUGUGAGAAUGGCACAACCUACAAUUAUUCUAAUCUUUGUGCAAAAGUCGGAAAAACUUGUGUCUCAAAUGCACUCUUAGAUUUGCUGAAUUAUGACCCUAAUCUGAUUGAGACGGAAAAGAUCUACUACCCAAAAACAAAUCAUACUUUUAUUGGCAGUGAACUGGGAGGGAUUGAGUUGGAUGAUAUUGGAGCUUUUCUUAAAAAGGCCAAAGCUAUUCGGCUGCGUUAUCCCUUAAGAGAAGAUGAUGAAAAAGACAAGAUACUUAGUUUACUUUGGAUCCAGAAGUUUCUUCAUGAAUUCACAAUGGUGCAAACACAUUUAACUCAUAUUCAGGUUUCCCAUUUUACCUCGGUCUCGAGGCAAGAAGAAUUUGAGAAAAAUUCCAAAAGAAUUAUUCCUCUGUUUUCCGUCACGUAUUUGCUUUCAAUAUCCUUUUCCAUCUUGUCUUGUGUGAGGCUUGACACCGUGAGAAAUAAAUUCUGGGUUGCUGUUCUGGGAGUCAUAUCAGCUGGACUAGCUGUAUUAACUGCCUUUGGAUUGCUGCUUUAUUGUGGGACAACAUUUGCUAUCAAUACUGCCAGUGCACCCUUUUUGAUUCUAGGUAUUGGCGUGGACGAUAUGUUCAUUAUGCUUUCUAGUUGGCAAAAGACAAAAGUUCACGCUAAGGUUGAAGAUCGCUUGGCAGAUACGUACGCGGAAGCAGCUGUUUCCAUCACAAUCACCACUCUGACUGAUGUUCUGGCCUUUUAUAUUGGCAUUGCGACACCUUUUCGAUCCGUGCAAUCAUUUUGUAUUUACACUGGUACAACUGUUCUGUUCUGCUUCAUUUACAACAUUACAUUUUUUGGAGCUGUUCUUGCCCUGAAUGGACGAAGAGAAGCCAGUAACAGGCAUUGGCUGACAUUCAGAAAGGUUGAAAUGGUUCCUAAACAAGGAGAAUCUACACUCAGUGCAAUGUGUUGUGUAGGUGGUGCUUAUGAUCAGGAGUCAGGCACAGAAUUGGAGCAUCCAGCCUACUUCUUCUUUAAAGAAUAUUAUGGACCAUUCCUUACAAAUGGAUGGACCAAGGCAGCUGUGAUUCUUCUGUAUUUAGGAUAUUUAGCUGGCAGUAUUUAUGGCUGUUUACAGAUCAAAGAAGGAAUAGAUCUCAGAAAUCUGGCCUUUGAUGAUUCGUAUGUAAUUCCAUUCUAUGAUGCCGAACGUGAUUUUUUCUCAGAGUAUGGUCCACGAGUUAUGGUGACUGUGACUGAAUCUGUAGAUUAUUGGAAUGCCACCAUUCUGGAUGAAAUAGAAACCUGUAUGGGCAAGCUAGAAAACAACUCAUACGUAGAUCAGGAAUUGUCAGAGUCCUGGCUUCGUGCAUAUAUUGACCUUUCUAAAAAAAUGGAUAUAGAUAUAAAAGAGAAAAAUGCAUUCACUGGAAAUUUAACCAAAUUAUUUAAGUUUGUUCCUGCUUUUCAACAAGAUGUUGAGUUCUCACAAGAUAAUAUGAACAUUAGAGCUUCAAGAUUUUUCAUUCAAAUUGUAAAUGCCAGUGAUUCGCUAGAUCAGAAAAACAUGCUGAUUGAAUUAAGAAAUUUGGCACAGGAAUGUGGAAUCUCUUUACUUGUAUAUCAUUCUGCUUUCAUUUACUUUGACCAAUUUCUUGUGAUAGUGGCUAACACAAUUCAGAACAUAAUCAUGGCAACAGUUGCUAUGUUGAUUAUUUCUUUACUAUUAAUACCUAAUCCAGUUUGCUCAUUAUGGGUGACAUUUGCGAUUGUAUCCGUUUUAGUGGGUGUGGCUGGUUUUAUGGCUUUCUGGGAUGUCAAUUUAGAUUCUAUAUCUAUGAUUGACCUGGUCAUUUGCAUUGGUUUUUCUGUGGACUUUACAGCACAUAUUUCAUAUGCUUUUGUUUCAAGUGAUAAAACAAAUGCCAAUGGACGAGCUAUUGAUGUCCUAUAUACUCUUGGCUAUCCUGUAAUCCAGGGGGCUUUCUCAACAAUAUUAGGUGUUGUUGUAUUGUCUGUUGCAGAAAGUUACAUAUUUAGAACCUUUUUUAAGAUCAUGUUUCUUGUAAUAUUUUUUGGUGCAGUUCAUGGCAUUGUAUUUAUGCCGGUGUUUCUGACCUUUUAUCAAAUUUGUGGCAACGAGAAUAAUGAUAUGUCAAAUGAUGUUAAAGAGUGUGAAAAGAGCAAAUAUCCUCACACCUAUCAGUAUGUACAUCAUGGUAAAGUAAAUGUAGAUAUGUCGAGUGAAUUAACACAGAUAUCAUGACAGGAGCCUGUUCAGUGACAUUUACCUCAGUCUUAAAGAUAGAAAGAACUUAAUUGAGAAUUGUUUUCACAAACUUGUGUAUUAUCACAACAUGUAUAAUUUGAGAUACUGGAAAAGAAAAUCAAGCCUUUGAAUACACAUGAAUAUCAAGAUUUAGCUAUUGUAAAGAUAAUUAUUUUUCAUGUUGCAAAUAUGCCAUUCUGCGAAACUCUGCAAGUUGUCAUUGGCUUCAAAUUGUAACUGUUUUUCUCUCCACUGAUGAUGCCCAACCUUCUGUGUAUUUCUAGUACAUUCUGUUUAAUACUUAAGGCAUUUGCAGUUUCUGGUGGAUUUUCACUGCAUCAUCAUUUGUCUUGCAUUGUUAUCGUGUUGGAAUCAAAAUUUACCAUAUUUAUAUACAGUAUUACCUUUUAGAAACAUAGAAACAUAGAAAAUGGGUGCAGGAGUAGGCCAUUCGGCCCUUCGAGCCUGCCGCUAUUCAAUAUGAUCAUGGCUGAUCAUCCAACUCAGUAUCCUGUACCUGCCUUAUCUCCAUACCCCCUGAUCCCUUUAGCCACAAGGGCCACAUCUAACUCCCUCUUAAAUAUAGCCAAUGAACUGGCCUCAACUACCUUCUGUGGCAGAGAGUUCCAGAGAUUCACCACUCUCUGUGUGAAAAAUGUUUUUCUCAUCUCGUUCCUAAAGGAUUUCCCCUCUAUCCUUAAGCUGUGACCCCUUGUCCUGGACUUCCCCAACAUCGGGAACAAUCUUCCUGCAUCUAGCCUGUCCAACCCCAUAAGAAUUUUGUAGGUUUCUAUAAGAUCCCCCCUCAAUCUCCUAAAUUCUAGCGAGUGCAAGCCGAGUCUAUCUUCAUAUGAAAGUCCUGGCAUCCCAGGAAUCAGACUGGUGAACCUUUUCUGCAUUCCCUCUAUGGCAAAAUAUCCUUCCUCAGAUUUGGAGACCAACAUUGUACACAAUACUCCAGGUGUGGUCUACUGCAGUUGUACCCUGUACAACUGCAGUAGAACCUCCCUGCUCCUAUACUCAAAUCCUUUUGCUAUGAAUGCUAAUAUACCAUUCGCUUUCUUCACUGCCUGCUGCACCUGCAUACCUACUUUCAAUGACUGGUGUACCAUGACACCCAGGUCUCGUUGCAUCUCCCCUUUUCCUAAUCGGUCAUCAUUUAGAUAAUAGUCUGCUUUCCUGUUUUUGCCACCAAAGUGGAUAACCUCACAUUUAUCCACAUUAUACUGCAUCUGCCAUGCAUUUGCCCACUCACCCAGCCUAUCCAAGUCACCUUGCAGCCUCCUAGACUCCUCCUCAAAGCUAACACUGCCCCCCAGCUUAGUGUCAUCCACAAACUUGGAGAUGUUGCAUUCAAUUCCCUCGUCCAAAUCGUUUAUCUAUCUAUCUAUCUAUCUAUCUAUCUAUCUAUCUAUCUAUCUAUCUAUCUAUCUAUCUAUCUAUCUAUCUAUCUAUCUAUCUAUCUAUCUAUCUAUCUAUCUAUCUAACUAAAAGUCUGUUCUUGAUUUUUCCCGUCGAUUAAAAAUGACAGAGAUAAUAAUGUUUUUACAAAAUUCCCCAUUCUUUCUGCUGCCCCCGCUGGCGGCAGGGGGGAGGGACUAUAAAACCAGGAAGUGGUGUGCCACACAGUCUCUUCAAGAUGGAGGAAGGCAGAGGGUCACGUUUCUCUGAGCUGUGAAUAACACUGAACACAUGUCGACUCAAAUGUAAGUGCCCUUAGUGGUUCUAAAAUGCUUGCAGAAUGUGUCUAUUGGUUCUAAAGUUUGCAAAAAAAUGUCUAUUGGUUCUAAAGCUUGCAAAAAAAUGUAUAUUGGUUCUAAAGCUUGCAAAAAAAUGUCUAUUGGUUCUAAAGCUUAC